UUUUUACUAGUUUAUUAUACUGCCUUUGUCGAUUAGUGAGAAAGACACUAAUUAGGCUGAUUUUUAAGCUUUAAUAAGCUUGUUCUUACCUUCAAGAAUCUCAUAGUUUAAAAAAUUCAAGAAUUAAAAUUAAGGAAGGUAUUUUAUCAGGGUAACAAACUUCAUCAUCACGCAGUCUCGUUUUCACACUAUUAUAUAUAUACACAUAUGUGUACUUGUCUGAAUGUGGAUAAAUAUUUAAAGAUUGGAUAUACCUUUGGGACCCUUACAAAAAAAUGGACCACAGAUUGUUUGAUGCAGCUCGUUCGGGAGACAUGACAACACUUCAGUUGCUACUUCAAGAAGAUCCUCUUCUUCUCGAGCGUUUCUCUAUGUCUUCACUAGAGAAUCCUCUCCAUGUCUCAGCAUUCUCCGGCCAAGUUGUAUUCACGGAAGAAAUCUUGCGUCGCAAGCAAGAUUUAGCUCUGGAGCCGAACCAACAAGGUUUUACUCCUCUUCAUAUUGCUUCAGCCUCAGGGACGAUAGAAGUUGUGAGAGCUCUCCUACGUGUAGGCCCGAAUCAUGUUCUCUGCCGCUUGAAGGACAAAGACGGUUCAAUUCCUCUUCACUGCGCCGUGCAGAGAGGGAGAAUCGAGGUCGUAAAAGAGUUGGUUUCUUCUUUCCCCGAAUCUCUCAAGGAAGUAAAUGCUUCUUUUGAGACACCUCUUCAUGUUGCUGUUAAGAACAAUCAAGUGGAAGCUACAAAGCUGUUGCUUGAAGAGAUCAAGAAACGUGACAUGUCACCAGAGAUCCUUAACAUGGAGAAUCGAGAAGGCAAUACAAUCUUGCAUCUUGCAACUCUUGGGAAACAGCUUCAGGCAAGUUUUUUCUUCUUCUUUACUCUCAUUUACAUACCUCUGUAG
Brassica napus (rape) is the source of this 902-nucleotide messenger RNA. Its product is annotated as ankyrin repeat-containing protein BDA1-like. Lineage: Eukaryota; Viridiplantae; Streptophyta; Magnoliopsida; Brassicales; Brassicaceae. The transcript has a single exon. The record is from RefSeq and is a predicted model, not a curated record. Gene Ontology annotation, molecular function: protein binding. The coding region runs from base 276 to 902 and encodes 208 amino acids.